Annulohypoxylon maeteangense is the source of this 1197-nucleotide messenger RNA. RefSeq names its product nucleophile aminohydrolase. The coding region runs from base 264 to 1001 and encodes 245 amino acids. The record is from RefSeq and is a predicted model, not a curated record. The transcript has 4 exons. Gene Ontology annotation, cellular component: nucleus; proteasome core complex, alpha-subunit complex; proteasome core complex. Lineage: Eukaryota; Fungi; Ascomycota; Sordariomycetes; Xylariales; Hypoxylaceae. Gene Ontology annotation, biological process: proteasome-mediated ubiquitin-dependent protein catabolic process.
UACUAAAGUACUUCACAUGGUCCAAGCUUUAAAAGCCCCCCCUGUCACGCCUAGCCCCAAACCCCGGUUGGUGCAAACAAGACCCGAGCUUCGUAAACGGUGUAGCAGCCUUGAAGCUUCCAAAGCUUCGUAGCCUCUCGCCCUGAUAUUCAGCCUCCCGCUUCCCAACUCCAACUUCCCAUUCCCCUCCACCGCAUAGACCAGUCAACACAACGACUCCGUAACCCAAUUUUCGACACAGCUUUCUAAUACAAUCCGUCAAGAUGUUUAUGUCAAGAUCUGAAUACGAUCGGGGUAUCAACACCUUCUCCCCCGAAGGCCGUCUCUUCCAAGUCGAAUAUUCUCUCGAAGCCAUCAAGCUCGGCUCCACCGCCAUCGGAGUCGCGACAUCAGAAGGCGUAGUCCUGGGCGUCGAAAAGCGCGUGACCUCGACUCUUCUAGAGACGUCGUCCGUGGAAAAGAUCGUCGAAAUCGACCGACACAUCGGGUGCGCGAUGUCGGGGCUGCAAGCCGACGCCCGCAGCAUGGUCGAGCACGCGCGCGUCGAGUGCCAGAGCCACAACUUCAACUACAACGAGGACCUGCGCGUCGAGAGCUGCACCCAGGCCAUCUGCGACCUGGCCCUGCGCUUCGGCGAGAGCGCUAAUGGCGAGGAGAGCAUCAUGAGCCGCCCCUUCGGCGUCGCCCUCCUCAUCGCCGGUUACGACGAGGACGGCCCCCAGCUCUACCACGCUGAGCCCAGCGGUACCUUUUACCGCUACGAUGCCAAGGCUAUUGGUUCGGGAAGCGAGGGCGCCCAGGCUGAGUUGCAGAAUGAGUAUCACAAGUCCCUCACGAUCACGGAUGCAGAAACGCUAGUCCUGAAGACCCUGAAGCAGGUGAUGGAGGAGAAGCUAGACUCCAAGAACGUGCAGCUGGCGAGCGUGACGAAAGAGCGGGGUUUCAGGAUAUACACGGACGAAGAGAUGGCCCAGGUCGUGGAGAGGCUGCCCGCAAAUUAAGCGAUCCUAACCCUAGGUGGGGAAAUUUUUAUACGGUUUCGCUGACGAGGAGUUUUUGGCAUCCCGGUAUGUAUGGUAGGCCGAAAAAAGCAUCGCGAUUAGACGUGUCUAUAGGGGCAGAAUAAGAGAUUCCGCCCUGCUACUGCUACCACUACUGCUACUACUGCUAUUGAGCCGAACCUGAUAUCAAGACUCU